This is a messenger RNA of Rhinichthys klamathensis goyatoka, 1548 nucleotides long. RefSeq lists its product as uncharacterized. The transcript is spliced from 9 exons. Bases 96 to 1472 code for a protein of 458 amino acids. The record is from RefSeq and is a predicted model, not a curated record. Lineage: Eukaryota; Metazoa; Chordata; Actinopteri; Cypriniformes; Leuciscidae.
AGUGAAGCUUUUAGGUUUUUGUAUUAGUCAUAUAAUACAGAUUAUUUCUUUUAAAUCACCUCUGUUGUGCGUCCAUCAACUCCACGCGGUCUGCAAUGUGGACCACGGCAUUUUGGGGCAUCGCAGUUGUUGUCUGUGCCGUGAGUAGCGAUAGAAGUUUAGAGGACAAGGGCCGCGUGGAGUUACUGCGAGUGCGUGAAUUGUCGCAGCAGCCGCGUUAUGGCGCGUGCUGGUCUCGAGCGCUGGAGAAAAUACAGUCAAGCUGCAAAGAUUUCAGUGAUGAUGUGCAGAGCAAGAUUGCCUUGUCCUUCACGCACUGCCACCUGCAAAGGUCAGGUCGUAGUUUCCCAGAGUGUCCUGAAGGCAGUGAUGUCAAAACCUGCACACAAGACAUGGAUCCUGUGGCCUUCAACACCUACACUGAGUUUUUUACCCAUGCACACAGUAUAUGUCAUUAUUUGCAGAGUGAGCGCUGGCAACAAAGAGCUGAGAACACCAUUUACAGGUUGACUGAGAGUUCAGCAGGGGUGGCGGAGCAGUUGGCAUCUACCCAGCGGAUGGCAGAAGAUCUGGUUGUGGCCCAAAGUGCCGCGCUGAAAUCCCAGGAGAGCAUCCUUCGCAAUGGAGAGGAACUCAAGAGCACCCUGCAGGACUCAACUCAAGGUCUGAAAGAUGUAUUUGCGGAGAUGAGGCAUUCUGCGCAGGAGCAGCAGGUGGCAUUUGCGGAAAUCUUUAACCGUGUAGCUUUCCUCCAGAGCUUCAUCAUGUCUGAGACUCACACGUUCAGUUCCCUCUUCUACAAUGCUCUGGGCUUCGGCGCCUCUUAUCUUCUGACCUCUGUACGUCGUACAGCUGGAGCCAGAUUUUUCCUUUUUGGGCUCGUGGCUUUGAAUAUAUACCUUGAAAGGAUGAUCUGUAAGACGGUGUUGGAAAAUGAAGACCAUGGUUUUCAACAGAUGGAGAAAAUCACUUUUUUAGUGGGGCUUCUAAGAAAAACCAUGGUCCUUUUUGGCUGCCUUGUUCUGCUGUACUUUUCUCUGCGCUACCGGAAUAUCAGCCGAGAGAGUCUUGAAAUUCUCAAGGAGCUCAAAGAGACCCGCUCUGAUCUUCAGCAGGCCUUGCAGAAAGCAGAAUGUAUCUCGGCGUCUGUGGAUGAAUGGAAGAGGUCCAGACGAAAACACUGGGAAAGCAAGUGGGAAGAGAGAGAUGACAGUUUAGUGAUUCUGCAUCCCUCUAGCGUCGUGAGUGCGGCCCUGUCGACAUUCUCUCCGGCUCAUGACACCAGACAUCACGAGACACAGGGCAUCUCAGAAGCCCCGAAGAGACGUCAGCGGCGCACCUCAGGGUCUCGUUUGCGGACGUCUUCCGCCACGGUCUACAGUGUGCUGGUGGAUGACAAUGAGCAGCCGAGGUAUAGCCUGAGAAGUCGGAAAUCUUUGUGCGGUUCAGAAGUUAGCCGAGUGAAGGACUGAUGGCAGAAUAUCUGGAAAAUGUUUUAUUGCUAAUCACUGGAUCAGAUCUUUGGAUGGCAGAGAUGCCAGAUGGUCA